UUCUGAUUCAGUCUGUUACCGAAAACUUGAUUGAAAAGUUCAAAAACUUAAAUUAUCCAAAAAAAUAGUGAAAUUAAAAAUUCUUAAAAUUCACAAAAAAAACUAAAAAGCAUAAAAAAAAUGACGAAACAAGAAAUUUUUGUCUUCCCAGACGAGGAAGAAGCAUCAAAAAAAAUGCAACGAAAGGCAAAGGAAUCUCCAUUUAUGAUUAUUGGUCUUACUGGUCUUAUCGGUGCUUUGGGCUACUCAGCUUACAGAUUCAAGAACCGUGGAGGCAUGUCAACGUCAGUUUACUUAAUGCAAACUCGUGUCGCCGCACAAGGAGCAGUUGUGAGUUGCCUGGCUCUCGGUGUUGCAUACACAAUGUUCAACAAUUACGUACUGCACAGAGGCGAGGAUGACAAGUAGAUUCAUCCAUCAUGUCUCAGCUGAUUUAAUUAGAAUUAAAGAAUUAAUGUUAGGACAAAAAUAAAAUAUUUUUGAGUGAAAAAAAAUGAAUGGCAACUGAUUAAGGUUAUGUUGUGAAUUAUUGUUGCUGCCUAUGUGUAAAGCAAAUUCCAAGUACCUCACCAAACUGCUGUUAUUGAAUCAUAUUAAGCUGUAUGGAGCUAUAAACUGUCAAACUCAAUGAUUAUAUUUUAGAAUUUUUGAAAUUUUUUGUCAAAUUUAUCUCAGAUUAAUUUUUGUUUUUAAAAAAAUAUUGUUUUGAGUACUGAAAUAACUUUGAUCUUGUAUGGACUAAGUGGAGUGUUUAGAUUGCUCAUUUGUGGCUAGUUGUUCAUCAAUAUUAAGAUGCUUUUGAAGAGUUUUAAGCGAAAAUUGGACAUUCUGAGGUCAAUUUUCUAGGCAGGGGUUCUUAUAAGUUCUCCAGUGUCCUAUACAAGGCAGAACAAUACACACUAUAAUCCAGUGGUGGCCAACCAAUGUGCCGCGGAAAAA
Messenger RNA from Chironomus riparius, 939 nucleotides. The record is from the annotation of a GenBank genome assembly. NCBI's taxonomy places the organism in Eukaryota, Metazoa, Arthropoda, Insecta, Diptera, Chironomidae.